This is a messenger RNA of Perkinsus marinus ATCC 50983, 680 nucleotides long. RefSeq names its product Ubiquitin D, putative. The transcript has a single exon. Gene Ontology annotation, molecular function: protein tag activity; ubiquitin protein ligase binding. Lineage: Eukaryota; Perkinsozoa; Perkinsida; Perkinsidae. Gene Ontology annotation, biological process: protein ubiquitination; modification-dependent protein catabolic process. The record is from RefSeq and is a predicted model, not a curated record. The coding region runs from base 34 to 525 and encodes 163 amino acids. Gene Ontology annotation, cellular component: cytoplasm; nucleus.
GGUAACCGUAUUUGUGUUCAAGCUCACUCAGCCAUGCAAAUCUUCGUGAAGACUCUCACGGGUAAGACCAUCACUCUCGAUGUGGAAGCCUCUGAUACCAUCGAGAAUGUCAAGGCGAAGAUUCAAGACAAGGAGGGUAUCCCUCCGGACCAGCAACGUUUGAUCUUCGCUGGCAAGCAGUUGGAGGACGGUCGCACUUUGUCCGACUAUAACAUUCAGAAGGAGUCAACCCUCCAUUUGGUUCUUCGUCUGCGAGGUGGUAUGCAAAUCUUCGUGAAAACUCUCACGGGUAAGACCAUCACUCUCGAUGUGGAGGCCUCUGAUACCAUCGAGAAUGUGAAGGCGAAGAUUCAAGACAAGGAGGGUAUCCCUCCGGAUCAGCAGCGUCUCAUCUUCGCUGGUAAACAACUCGAAGAUGGACGUACCUUAUCGGAUUACAACAUCCAGAAAGAGUCCACCCUUCACUUGGUUCUCCGCCUCCGAGGUGGCUGUCUUGUGAGCAUUCUGAGUUCUGUAGUUUAUUGAAAUACACCGUUAGUGUCGGCUUGGUCAGCCGAUGUAGUGGCGUCGACUAGCUAGUGAGCUCCUCUAGUAUUAUAUAAUAAUUGACAAUUGGGGUCUUGCUGCUACUGCUAUUCUAUACGAGCAUAUGUACUAGGUUAAUAGAAACGCUCAUUUGC